Molecule: messenger RNA, 769 nt
Organism: Chironomus riparius
Lineage: Eukaryota; Metazoa; Arthropoda; Insecta; Diptera; Chironomidae
Source: the annotation of a GenBank genome assembly
AUUUUUGUGGGGUUUGUAACUAGUAACAACAGUCGUAUUUAUUCUUUCGAGUUUUAUCAAAAGAAAAAACAACUUAAUUUACAUAGAAAUUUGCCAAUAAUGGCCAAGUUUUUUGGUAUAGACAAGCCUCUAAAGUUUCUGUCAUGGAUCCAGAAGAAUGGUGGAUUAUCCCCAACACUUAGAAAAGGAUUUCGUAUGGAUGAAAUGAAGGCUGGAACUUUAGUUGGUGUCGAUAAAUAUGGCAAUAAAUAUUACGAAGAACCUUCACAUUUCUAUGGACGUAACAGAUGGGUUGAGUAUGCUGAAUAUAAAAAUCUGGAAUAUGAUGGCUCACAAAUUCCUGCUGAAUGGUUUGGAUGGAUGCACUAUAAGACGGAUUUACCACCAAAUCGUGAUGGAAAUCGCAAACAAUAUAAAUGGAUGGCUGAUCACUCAGAAAAUUUGUCAGGAACUACAGAUCAAUACUUCCCAUAUUCAACUACAAAACCAAAAGUGGAUGCUUGGGAUCCAAAAAAAUCUGCGUAGAUUCAAUGUUAAUAAUUGUAUAACUUAGAAAAUCACAAAAUGCUGUGGUAAAUAAAUCAGAUAUUUAAAAUCACAGAAAAACGUGGCUCAAUAAUAGGACAUAUAUUGUAAUGAUUAAACAAAUGUCGGAUAAAUAUUAGGUACAGAUUUUUAAAACUUAAUACGAGAUUAUAAUUUUGUAUCUUCGGAUGCUUUUUGUGUUGUUUCGAACGUUUCCUUUCGCUUUAACAGUUUCCAUAAAAAC